This is a messenger RNA of Pseudoliparis swirei, 8097 nucleotides long. RefSeq names its product protein phosphatase 6, regulatory subunit 2b (gene ppp6r2b). The transcript has 24 exons. Gene Ontology annotation, cellular component: cytosol; nucleus. The coding region runs from base 1856 to 4663 and encodes 935 amino acids. Gene Ontology annotation, molecular function: protein phosphatase regulator activity; protein phosphatase binding. Lineage: Eukaryota; Metazoa; Chordata; Actinopteri; Perciformes; Liparidae. The record is from RefSeq and is a predicted model, not a curated record.
GCCAUUUUGAUUUCCAAAUCUGACAGAUUUCUUUCUGUGUUGCCUGUCUGCUGACAUGCCACUUGGACAGUGUCGAUACCACGGGUCAACACCGACGCUCCGCGGGCCACGCUCCGUGCAGCGGCCGCGUAAAUGACAUAGCAACCGGGGAAAAGAGAGUCUCUAUCGUCACGCUCACAUCAUCUACGGGCCUCCGGGUGACCUGAAAGCCAAACUCGCCGAUUUUUGCCGUUCAACUUUUAGAGGACGACUAAUACAUUGAUGGAUACGUGGUAAUAAACAUUUGACGGUAACCUAACGCAAACCCUGCGCGAGUGGUGGGAAGAAGGAUGUCGACGCCAGGUCUGAAUCGGAAGGACGCCUUCACUGACCAACGUUAGCAUCCUAGCUACAGUUAUCCACCGCUAACGUUGCCGUAUUUAUAUAGUUUGGUAACGUUAGCAACGCGAUUACGGUUUUGCUAGCGGGCUAGUUUAGGACCUGCAUGCAAGGUAAGUGAAAGGAACCGUCGUUAAACACUGAACGCACCGAUAGAUACUGGGAGCAGAGGAUAAGCUAACUUGGCGUGACGUUGGCUGUCAGGAUAAGAUGAGUGAGGCUGAAUGAACCAUGAUAUCAACAAUGUGCCACACUGUCUGCUGAUAGCUGUUAACAGCUGAUCUCAGGACGCGAGGAGAGGCCCAGGUUUUACAGCUGAUCGUGGUUAUAUCAUUUACAAUCCAUUUCAGGUUUAGCUAUGGGUAAGGACGGAUUCCUGACGUUCUUAGUCUUAGCAAAAACACCUGCUUGUUAAGCCUUGUUUAUGAUUGUUGUUGUUGUUGUUCACACUGUAAAUAUAUUACACAUUUACUGUGUGAAUGCUGACUUUGCCGUAUCAGAACGUAUCCGUUUUCAUGUGGAUCCUUAUCCACAAUUUGGACGAAAGCACGCUGGAUAAUGUCACGAUAAUCGACUGUUUUGUCCAAUGGAUUGUGGCAUGAAUCACAGGUUAUUAAGAUGGAUUCUUUACUGUAUCUGUGGUCUGCUUUGGGGGGAUGCAAGUUGAAGAUCCCUCCCUAAAAGACAUUGGCCAGUGACAGCUCCUGUCCGCCUCAAACAGUGUUCAACUGUCACUAUCUCCACAUCUUAUCUCAUAUGUGCAUGUUGCAGUAACAGAGGUGUCGGCUAAUGCAGGACUCAAUAGUCCUCACCCAAUCCACUGGCUUACACAUUGGUUUCAAGUAUUUCUAUCACACACUAAAGUUAAAUGUCUUCCUGCAUGGAAUUUUGUUUUGGGACCGAAUUAUUCUAACUCAUUGUGUGUCAUUGUGUAUCAUGUGACUAUGUGUGAGGCCAUUUUCAAAGCAAGCUGCGUAAUGUCAAUUCUCAGUUGUGCAGCACUAACUCAAUUACAGAUGCAUUGCUUCCUGCUCCCUCCAGGGAAGAGUGCAAGCCUGCGAGCCUCAUGGCACUUACGCUGACUUAAAUUAUUCUACCGACUGUUAAGAAGGCAGCGUGACUCUUCCGGGAAAUGAUUCUGUAACAUUUGUUUUUUCUUAUUUUCUCAUUACCAGGUUGAUGCCAAUAUCGCCUGGGUUUGUGUGUCUGACAGAAGUGGGUGUGUUUGUGUCUUCAUUGUGUGGAUUUGCUGAUGCGGAUCAAGGAAAACGUAAGAGAAAUGGCUGUUUAGCAAGGUCUGAUUGUGGAUACUGCUCCUUGUCCAUAUGUAAGUGCAUGCCUUAUAUUAUAUCACAAAGUUAAUUGUUCAGCACACAAUUUCAAAUAAUGUUAUUGACUUGUGUAUGCUUGAUGCAUGAUCACCAUGUCCGAUCUUCUUUUGGUCAACAGCUAAGUGUAUGUGCCGGUGACGUCAGCCAUGUUUUGGAAAUUUGACUUGCACACAUCUUCUCACCUGGAGGCUUUACUGGACAAGGAGGAUGUCACGCUCAUUGAGCUCAUGGAUGAGGAAGAUGUGUUGCAGGAGUGCAAGGCUCAGAACAGGAGACUCCUCCUGUUUGUGUGCCAGGACCAGUGCAUGCAGGACCUGGUCCAUAUGAUUACUACAGAGCCCCCUACCGGUGUAGAGGAGACAAUGCGCUUCAAAUAUCCAAAUUUAGCAUGUGAGCUUUUGACAUGUGAUGUGGGAGUAAUCAAUGAUAAGCUGGGUAAUGAGGAGCCUCUGCUGGAAACUCUGUAUGCCUUCCUGGAGCAGCCGUCCCCACUUAACCCCCUCCUGGCAUCUUUCUUCAGCAAGACAAUUGGGAACCUCAUCACACGAAAGACUGAGCAGGUGAUUUGUUUCCUGCGACGGAAGGAGGGAUUCCUUUCCUUGGUACUCAAGCAUAUUGACACAUCAGCCAUGAUGGAUGUGCUUCUGAGGCUUAUCAGCUGUGUUGAGCCACCUCCUCUUAGGCUCGAGACACUUAUUUGGCUAAAUGAAGAGAAGCUGGCCCAGAGACUCGUAGAGCUCAUUCACCCUGGGAAAGACGAAGAGAGGCAGUCCAAUGCAUCUCAGACUUUGUGCGACAUCAUUCGUCUGAGCAGAGACCAGGCCAAUCAGCUCCAAGAGAUUUCACAGCCUGACCCUUUGCUGACUGUGCUGGAGUCGCAGGAGUGUGUGGAGCAGUUGCUGCAGAAUAUGUUCUCAGCUGAAAGUACUGAGAGCUGUAUCAUCAAUGGAAUUCAAGUUAUUCUCACAUUACUGGAAAUCAGGAGGCCUGUGGUGGAUGGUGUAAUGGAUGCUCAGGGAUUUGAGAGAAGUUACACCGUUAACAGCAGCAUUUUGCUGGCCAUCCAACCACACCUGAUACAUUUCCACCAGCUACUUCUGGAGCCACCCAAGCGAAAUUCCAUGCUGACUUCUCUGGGUGUGCUAGAGGAACCGUUAGGGAACACACGUCUGCACGUCGCCAGACUGGUGGCCUCUCUGCUGUAUACCAGCUCUGCUAGCCACGCGGUAGUAGCACAGGAACUCUGCCGACUCAACACAAUGGACCUGCUUCUGGACUUGUUCUUCAAGUAUAUAUGGAACAACUUCCUUCACCUCCAAGUGGAGCUUUGUGUUGCUGCCAUCCUCCGGCCCUGUGCCCAUGAAAUGAGACUUCAGCCUGGCUUGGGAUCCCAGGAAAAAUCCAGUCCUCAUCUGGAUGCCUCACAGGAUCAGACUUUUGAUACCCCUUCUGAACCUUCAGCCACCUCUGAGAACUCUGCACAUAAUCUAAUGGUGACUCAUUUGUUUCAGCACUGCCACCUUGUCCAGAGGAUUCUGGAGGCUUGGGAAGAGAAUGAUAAAAUACAGUCAGAAGGUGGUAUGAGAAGAGGGUACAUGGGACAUCUGACCAGAAUUGCCAACACAGUAGUCCACAACCUGGAAAAGGGCCCAGUUCACACACAGAUUAGUAGUCUGAUUACAGAGUUGCCAGAGGACUACAGAGGGCGCUGGGAAACCUUUGUGGACCAGACCCUGUCGGAGACUAAUAGGAAGAACACCAUAGACCUGAUUGGCUGUGGAAACCCACGCCCUUCCUCAGAGGAUGAUAUGGAAAGCCCCUUCCCUAAAGAACUGACACUACAGCAGGCCUUUUCAGACUACCAGAUCCAGCAGAUGACGGCUAACUUUGUGGAUCAGUUUGGCUUUAAUGACGAAGAGUUUACUGAUCAUGACGACAGCAUUGGAGCAACGUUUGACCGAAUUGCAGAGAUCAAUAUCAACAUUGACGCAGGACAGGAGAAUGCUAAUACCGCUGUGUUUGAGACCUGUUCCAAGGAGAGGAUUCAGCCCUUUGAUGAUGAUGAAGAGGACAUCUGGGAGGAGAAAGAGAUCAAAUUUGCAGCACAAACCAAGUCCCGUAACAGGUUUGGUGGGUCACGGUCAUCCCAGAACCCAGCGGCCAGUAAAGAUUGUGAUGGGACAGCAGCUUCUGCCACUGAGGACUCUGACCGAGCAGCAGACUCGGACUCCGAGGAGGGAGAGAAUCCCAAAGAUGACCUGGACCCUUUCUCAAGCCAGGGCCCGACCGAUGGAACAAAGAGCACUGGCUGGAUUGCAGACUUUGGGGAGGUGAACUCGAAGCCUCCUGCAGCAGGAGUGGGCUUUUCUGCCUGGGACCCUCCAGACUCCAAACCGCCUGCCACCGCGGCAGAGGAGAAAGGAUGGGCCAAGUUCACUGACUUCCAGCCUUUCUGUUGCUCUGAAACCGGCCCGAGGUGCAGCUCUCCUGUGCACUCGGACGUCAGCGGAUCAGGCAACACAAAACUGAACCAGAAUCCGUGUGUGUGGAGUGUGUGUGUGGCGAGAAAAGCCCCACUAGUAGCGUCGGACAGCUCUUCCUCCAGCAGCUCAGACAGCGGUGAGGAAGAGGGAAAGACGGAGUCCUCCACCAGCGAGACGGUCACCACAGAAACCAUCACCACUGGCGCUGGAAAGGAGACAAUUCGGCUCACCGUGGACGCCAAAAAUGAAAGAGCGGUCUUCAACAGAGUAUUCAGACCAGCAGUCAGACGCGAAGGAGGUACGGUGCCAGUAGAAGGACUCUCCAUCAAAGACGAGGGGAAAGGCAAUGAGAAAGAAAGCAAAAAGAGAAAGAAACAUGAAGACUGUCCCGACCCACCGACCGCCAGUCCAACUACCCAGUCGGCUGCUGUCACACAAGAGAUGCAGCCAUCUGCUAAUGGACCGGCCUAACGAUGCAGCAAAGGGACUAACGCACACACGCACACAUGCGCACACGCACACACGCUUCAUACCUGUCCAUCCAACACACGGCAAUCAUCAACACACGGCAACGCCAGCUUUGCUUCCCGUUCGUCGCCCUCGUUCGCCCUUUUUGCGUCCAAAGAGAGGUAGCUGCUCAGUGUUGAGGUCAAACAGCCUCUAACGGUAUGAAUGCUGGGUGGUGCACAUCCACACAUAGGUACAUGGAUCUCUCCUACACCUUCAUGACUAAAUUAUAACUGAACCACUUCAAAGAGGAAUAUAUGUGUUUUAGAACAUUUCAUUGUACUUGACACCCAAAGCCACAUUCUGUAACCUAACUGCUUCAAAAUGUGAUUUGUAUAUAUUUCCUUCCUUGAUUUCCAGAGAACGACAUCACUCUUCCCUGUUUUAAUGAGCAGAGGACACUCCGAGUGUUUGAAUGCCAGUCGUGGCACUUUCAAGAAAACAAAUACCUUAAAUGUUAUUCCAUUUAGCAUCAAAUUUCAGAUUGUUUGAGCAAGUCUGCUCUCUGGGCAUUAAAUCACAGCCCAGAUUUUAUUUUAUUUUUUUAUUCAGGCAUUUGACUGUUUACACUCUAGUAAAGUAAUAUAGUUAGCCAAGAUUACAAAAGAUGCUCACAAAGCUUUUUUCUCAUCAGCAUUUCUUGCCAGGCAGACAUUUCAGUACAAAUGUGAUAAUUGAGCUUUUUUUUAUACAUGCUACUAAAAUCAUUUCCUGAUACAAGUAAGAUUUAUUUGCUUCGAUCACGCAGAUAAUUAACGCUCUUCUAAAAAAAGAAAUAUUUGGAGCCUCCAAUUUGGGAGCAUCAAGUGGCUCUUCGUGUGUGUGUGUGCGCAUGUGUGGGUGUGUGUAUGCGCGCGUGUGGGUGUUGUUGUAUCCGUGUGUGAAGGCGUGUGUGUGCUGUUGUAUCCGUGUGUGUGUGUUUGAGCUCUGUCUGAGGUACAGAGUGCAUUUUCAGGUCAAAGGAGAAUUAUGUGGUUUAAAAGAAAGCACACCUGUGUAACACACACACACACAGUGCUGCACACACAUGUAUACACGACUAAAUCCUUACACGCGUGAUGUUCACAUACCAAUUUAUAUCACCCUCUGAGCUGUUUAAAUGUAAUAUUGUGAAAUUUGAACAUGUAUUAGGUUGUGGCUAUUAUUGGUAAUAUGUAAACGUAAUAUAAAUAUAAACAGUAUAUAUAAACAUUAUAUCUAUUUUUGGAAUAAAUCCAAUGUAUAGAAAGUCAGUUGUUGGCAGGUUGCAAUGUGUGUAUUGUAUGUGUGUGUUGUACUGUUGAAAUGAGGCAAUAAUGAUGUCUGUGUUUCAGUUAAUACCCCAGCAUCAGUUCCUGUUCCUCUGCUACCUGCUUCCUGCAUAGAGGGUGCGUGUGUGUUUGUGUGGGUGCGUGUGUGUGUGUGUGUGUGUGCGUGUGCGUGUGUGAAUAUGAGUUGCUGGUCUGUGGUUUGUCCUCCUCAUUAUGUUCUAAAAACAUAAUGCUGGUUUAGAGCUUGGGUCUUAUUUUCAUUCAGUUAAACAAAAAAAUACCAGGUUAACUAAUCUUAUUAUGAAGCGAACAUGCUGGUGGACAUUGAAAUAAUAUCAAAACUACUGCUUUAACCUUUCUUAUUUUCAUUAUCAUCAUCUUCAUAUUAUUAUUAUUAUUAUUUGCAUGUACAUACUUUUCCUCCGUUAUGAUGGAUUAUAAUAAACUGGAGAUAAACAUAUUUCAUCAUUAAUGUAAUAGUCGAUUAGAUAGAUAGAUAGAUAUAUACUUUAUUAAUCCCCAAGGGGAAAUUUGUCAAAAAUUUAGCAAAAUUAUCGCCCAAUAUUUUUUUGAUUAUCAAUUCGUCAUUAAGUAAUUUUUUUGGCAAAAUGUCAAACGUGACCUAAUUUCAGUUUCCCAUUCUUUUCUUUGUCUAAUAUUCCCUGUAAACGAAAGCUUUAGGUUUUGGACGGUGACAGAACAUCCAAUGUGUCUCUGCUGUCUCUCUGGGCGUUAACAGAUUAUUAUGGAUUUUAAAAAACAAAAACAAAAAUGUAUUAACCAACCAAUGAAUCGAUUUAAUCAAUUAAAUAUGAAGCAGAUGAAUCGCUAAUGGAAAUAAUUGUAAGUUGCAGCAAUGCUGUUGAAACUUUGAGUAAGCACACAUUCUUAUUUGCUAAAACCAGUCGGAUUGCUGAUCUCCUUUCUUCAUUGUAUUAACAUUAUACCUCGUCGAGUCCAAUCUAAUCAUGACCGAUAGAAAUCGUGGCAAAAACAAGACCCAAGUUGUUAUAAACCAGAAUUAUUCUUCAGGUUUGCGUGUGCCAGACAGUUCUGCUUUACUUCAUUGUCUCCUUGUCUCUCUCAGGGCAGGAGAUUACUUUAAUUGCAUUCAUGCCUAUGGAACAAUUUCCAUAGAUUGUUUUAUUUAUUUAAAAAGCACUUUUUCAAGAAGCACUUUUGGUUUGUAUUUGGCGGUGCCAAGCGCCGCCACGCCAUCAAAGAGAUGGGACUGUUUGACUUGGAACGAGUGAAUAAUGUAGAUACUUUCGAACACUUUUUCUUCAAUGCUUUCUGCCAAAGUGUGUCUUCCCACCAGUGUUCCCACUGGCUUUCAUAUCUGUGAAAUAGCCUCCUCUCUUGAAAUUGUGUCCCAUGUCUAGAUUAAUCUAAACCAGUCUUUGUUUGAUCCCUCUCAUUUCUUUUGUCAUGUGAUUAAGUAAGAGAGGAUGCCACAUGUCAAAGAAAGACUUGGAAGAUUCAUCAUAGACCACAGAUAUGUUGCUUGUUUCUGUUCCAACACUUUGCUGUGUUUGAAGUGGAGCUGGUCAGAAUAAGCAUGAAAUGAAGUCAGGAUUAGAGGAGAAAAACAGGGCUUUCUUUAGUCAGGGUGUGUAGAGGUUUGUAUUUUCAUCCCGCCCAUCGCCAAACCUAAGCACUGGUUCUGACCCGUGCGUUGUGUUCUGGUGUGUCUCCUUCAACUUGAGUGGGCUGCGUGUGCAGUGUAGCUACGGGUAUACUGUGACGUUAUGCAUAAUGGCAUGAGGUACAGUCAUCUUUAAGUGCCAUUACGUUUGCACAUUCGCCUCAUUCACCUCAUUGGGUUUGUGCUGUAUUGUACAGUGUAUGCCCAAAACUUUCAUUCCAAGACAAUGGGGGUUAAAUUGUUACUUCACCCCAUUGUCUUUUCUGACAAAGUUCUUAAAGUUUAAAUCUUCCUCUCAUUAGAGCUUAUUACAUUUGUGUCGUUGAGUGUGUGAGAAAGCCGUGUUGUGAAAUGGCUUUUUGUGUUCUGUAAAGUGAACUGAUGCUGGUGGUGGGGUUUUUAAUUUUUGUUUUCAUUUAGGAAGUAAUGUCUGUUUCCUGUUGUCAAUUUUGCUUGUACAUUCAGAUAUGAACCUAAUAAAUAUCGGAUUAAGAAGAAGCAUG